Micropterus dolomieu (smallmouth bass) is the source of this 3441-nucleotide messenger RNA. RefSeq names its product phosphofurin acidic cluster sorting protein 1-like. The transcript is spliced from 27 exons. The record is from RefSeq and is a predicted model, not a curated record. NCBI's taxonomy places the organism in Eukaryota, Metazoa, Chordata, Actinopteri, Centrarchiformes, Centrarchidae. Gene Ontology annotation, biological process: protein localization to plasma membrane. Gene Ontology annotation, molecular function: transmembrane transporter binding. The coding region runs from base 764 to 3235 and encodes 823 amino acids.
CGCUCCGGUGCCGAUGAACCUGUUUGCGACCUGGGAGAUCGACCGGUCCUCUCCGAGCUGCAUCCCCAGGGCCUUGCUGGAGUUUGUAUAAACAUAGAGAAACUACAUCUCCCAGAAUGCUUAGGAGAGCUGGAAGACUCUGACCUGAUCUGCAUUGACCCUGGAUCAUCAGCAUCGUAAUGGACUUUAGAUCAGACACAGAUCACACGGGAGAGACAGAGACAACUUUGGACUCAUGACAUCACUGGUUACAUCACAUUACAGCAGCCAAUCAAAGCCAGAUGAAAGUGAGCAGGUGAGCAGGUAUUAGCUCCUCUUGGCUGGUGUUGACAGGAAGCUGUGGAGGAUGAGUCCCAACUUGGCCCUUCAGUAAUGAGAUCCCAGGAGGAACAGGCCAUCAGGAAAUCAUUUCUUCAGAUCUCAACAUAUGAACAUCUGGCUUUGAAGCUUCACUUAUCAGUGCUGUAGUCACGCUUGGCUCUGAGGAUGCCACUGAGGGUCAACUUUGGUCCAGACUGUUUCAUCUGUUAGACUGGUUGGGAAUUUGGUCCCAACAUUUGUUGUCUCCAGAGGAUGAAACCUCACAACCUUUCAUCCAGCAGGUCAAAGGUUUCACUUAUCCAGUGAAAUAUCUCGGCAUCUACUGGAGGGAUUGGCACAAACUUUCAUGGUCCCCAGAGGAUGAAUCGCAUAGAUGGAUGACAAGACGAUGAUCCCCUGGACACAGACACGCAGACGGAAAGACUCAUAAAAAGGACUGCAAAUGAUGACAGGCCGAGUCAAAGAGAGCCCGAGAUGCAGGUUGUGCAGUCUGACUCUGAAGAGGUUGAUGGUUCUGAAGGAGCUGGACAGAGAGCUAAGCUCCGUCGUCAUCGCCGUUAAGAUCCAGGGUUCGAAGCGGACUUUGAGAUCCAACGAGUACCUUCUUCCUCCGGAUGGACUGAUGGAAACAGACCUGGAGCUCACCUUCUCACUGCAGUAUCCUCACUUCCUGAAGCGAGAUGUGAACCGUCUGCAUGUGAUGCUGCAGAGGAGGAAGAGGUACAAGAACCGAACCAUCCUGGGCUACAAGACCCUCGCAGUGGGAGUCAUUAACAUGGCCGAGGUGAUGCAGUAUCCGACAGACCGAGCCCACGUCCUCGGUCUCCAUAGCAACCUGAAGGAUGCUUCGAUGCGUGCGGCGGAGCUGAGCGUCCAUUCCCUCUCCAGCCAGCCAAUCGAACAGGAGGACGCAGGCGGUCACCACGGCAACAAGACCAAGACCUCAGAUCGCUCUCCCGACAUGGAGAACUACUGGGAGGACGAUGACGACAGCUUCUCCUCUGAACAGGAAGGAAGUGAUGACGCAGUCCCACCUCAGGACUUGGAUGAUGAUGAUGAUGACGUCCAGGGAAAGACGAAGAAGUCUCGCAGGAAAAUGAUCCGAACAGCCUCCCUGACGCAGCAACCGAACUUCAAACAGAAGUUUGUGGCUCUGCUGAAAAGAUUCAAAGUUACUGAUGAGGUUCUGGACUCAGAUCCAGUGGGUCAGAGUCAGGAGGCUGAGGAGGACCUGGACCUCCUGUAUGACAGUCUGGAGGUUUACAACCCGAGUGACAGCGGCCCGGAGCUGGACGACAACGACAGCAUCGUCAGCACACCAAAACCCAAACUCAAGCCUUUCUUCGAGGGGAUUUCUCAGUCGAGCUCUCAGACUGAGAUCGGGAGUCAGAACAGUCAGAGGGGCCAACAGAAAGAACAGACUGCAGCAGCAGCAGAGCGGCAGUCUCCAGAGCGUCCUGCAGCUCAGGGGCCUCGAGGCCCCGAGGAGUCCAGAGGAGAGGAGGCCGUCCCCAGGGAAGUCGAGGACGUUGCUGUGGGAACAGAUGCAGGCCCGGCCGCCAAACUCUGUAAAACUGAGUCCCAAACACACAUGUCACCGAGUAAGACAGGAAGUCAGCUGUCUCGCCAUCCUUGGAGCGUCUCCAUGAAGGACAGGCAGAACUCUAGAGGGACAGACAGAACCAGCAGCGUGGACAGUGAGACGUCGGUGGACUGCAGGAUGCCUCCUCCCCAGGUUGCUAGGAAGUCGGUCCUGGAUCAGCUGAACCACAUCCUGUUCUCUGAUGACCAGAUUCCCGAUUCCAUCAUCCUGAUCAACACAACAGACUGGCAGGGACAGUAUCUGUCGGAGCUCCUCUUCGAUCAGCCAAUCGUCUGCACCGUCUCAGCAGCUGACGUUCAGGCCGCCUUCAGCGCCAUCAUCAGCCGCAUCCAGAGAUUCUGUAACUGUAACUCCCAGACGCCGCCCCCCAUGAAAGUGGCGGUGGGUGGAGAUCAGAGCUACCUCAGCACUGCCCUCUGCUGCUUUGUAGAGCAGCUGGCCAGCAAGACGCCUGAUUGGCUGAACUAUGUCCGCUUCCUCAUCCUGCCCGUUGGAGCCCACCCGCUGGCCAAGUACCUGGCCGCUCUGGACAGUAAAUUCAACAGCCUGUUCAUGGACGCCGGCUGGAGGGAGCUGUUUGGACGUCUGGAGCCUCCUCCUCUCGAUCCUGUCGGUGUAGCAGGUCGAGUGUCUCAGUACCUGAGCGGAGCUGCUGUUUCUCACCUGUGUCCCAUCUCAGAGGCCAUGCUGACCUGCAAACACAAGAGCCCCGACGACGACUCCUGUCAGAAGUUCGUUCCUUUUAUCGGGCUGGUGAAGGUCGGCAUCGUGGAGCAGAACUUCCGGUCCACCUCAGUUGACUCUGAUGACAUCAUACUGGGAUCUCCUCCCUCUCAGCCAGGAGCACCAAUCAGCAUCACCUCCACCCCUCCCCCCUCCCCCUCCACCAGCUGUCCGGGUGAAGUGAUGGGUCUGCAGGUGGACUACUGGAGCAGUCAGGGAGGAGGAGGAGGAGGUGGAGAGCGGAGGAAAGAGGUGGGGGUGAAGAACACACUGAAGAGCAACUUCCGCUGUCUGCAGGUGUCGAGGAUCAGUGGAGGAGAGCUGAUGAGCAUGACGGUGGUGACCAAAGAGAAGAACAAGAAAGUCAUGUUCCUCAGUAAGAAGACGAAGGAGAAGGAGGCGGAGUCGAGGAGUCAGCUGAUCGAAGGAAUCAGCAGACUGAUCUGUACCUCCAAACACCAACACACACUGAGAGUCUCUAUAGAUGGAGUGGAGUGGAACGAUGUCAAGUUUUUCCAGCUGGCUGCUCAGUGGCCGACCCAUGUUAAAUACUUUCCAGUGGGAAUCUUCGGCUACAACAAACCCUGAACCUUCUCCUCCUCCUCACCUGUCUCACAUGACCUCCUGUGGGCGUGUCCUUGUGAGCAGAUGGUGAAGCGAUAGGCUGAACAGUUUUGUACCAGGAGCAGAAACCUUGUUUGCCUUUUAUUCAUGUCAUGUUGGAAUAGAAAUAUUUGAACCAUAUAAGUUACUUUUUAAUUAUUUAUUUUAAUUCUGAUGUGGAUAUUUAUUAC